AUGGCGUCAUCCUCUUCUGCUUCCGGCACGCCUGUGCCUUCACCAACGCUGACUACGACACAUCAUCGCGGUUCGCGCUCCCCGCCAUCGGCAUCUAAUGCUCCUCCCAGCCUAACAGUGACACCACCAAGCGCCGCACCUCGCACAGCCUCUUCCAAUGUCAUCCAAACUCAUCCUCCCACCUUCGGCUCUGGCACCGAUAACGAAGCGGGGGGUAUCAACGUGACGAGUCCACUCCCUUCCGGAUCCAGCGACCCGGCCAACUUUCCGGUUGUGAGUUCAGUCAUUUCCACAAGUGAUAGGUCCUCAGCACCGGGCACCGGCGGAGUCAAAAGACCAGACAACUACAACAGGAAAAGGAGCGGAAGUCUGGUUCAUGUGGAAAAGAUUCAACUUUCUCCUGUAGAAUUGUUGGAUCAAUCGGCUGGUUUCAAUCCCAAUGCGGAGUGGGUCAAUUAUAAAGGUGCUUGGGUCAUCCAUGUCGUUCUCAUCAUUGCCGGAAAGAUUCUGGUCGAAUGCAUUCCCGGUAUUAGUCAGGAUAUCAGCUGGACCAUUGUCAAUCUGGGGUACAUCAUUGUGAGUCGGGUCAUGCUAUAGACGAAUUGCAUACAGUCCAGAGGACUCCUGGACGACAAGGCGUGGCAGACGCUUCUGCGCCCCACGCCUCCUUCUUUGGACUUGCCCAAGGAAGUGUGGAGGCUCUACCACCUAGGUGCCACUCGAGCAUCGUGCGGGGCUCAAAACCUUGUGUUCUGCUCGCUGACGCUUUCUAAAUGCUUCACGUUUCUCAGAUCUCGCACAUCAUGUUUCACCACGUCCAGGGGACGCCAUUCGAAAGCAACGGCGGAGCGUACGAUGCUUACACGCUUUGGGAACAAAUCGAUCACGGAGCGCAGUACACACCUGCCAAAAAGUGGCUCACCAGCGUUCCUAUUGCUCUGUGAGUUGGCGCUUUUCUUGUGGGGGCACCAGACUGCGAAACUUGCCAGCGCUCAAAGUCUGAGAGCCGCAGCUGACACUCCGUCCUGCUUCUCGUCCUCUCUCUCCUCACAAAGAUUCUUGAUCUCCACACAUUACACAAGGUACAAUCUCUACCUUUUCGCCCUCAAUUUCUGCGCCACCGUCUUCUCUCUCAUUCCCAAGCUUCCAAUGGUGAGUUUGAAUUCUGGCCACAGGGAUAAGAUCUUUACACUGCUUGCGUCAUGGUGAUCCCUUGCUCAUGCUUCACGACUGGCUACUUUGCCACGCAGCUUCAUCGGUUGAGAUUCAAGAUCUUGCCAAAUACGCCUUAUCCUAGUCGACCCAAUACGCCCACCAUCUCGCGGCCCAACAGCGCUGCUGGCUGGCGCUGA
Molecule: messenger RNA, 1352 nt
Organism: Ceraceosorus bombacis
Lineage: Eukaryota; Fungi; Basidiomycota; Exobasidiomycetes; Ceraceosorales; Ceraceosoraceae
Source: the annotation of a GenBank genome assembly